CUGCUCUCUGCGAACCUGGUGGCAUCAAAAGUGGUCAGUAUGAGUCUCCAUGUUGCUGCCCACGUCGCUGCAGGCCAGAUCGCCGCAUCUGCCGUGAACAUCAGGCCUGCCGCACGCAAGUGCGUCGACAACCGUCGCAGGACAGCAGUCACGUGCUCAAUUUCGCACAGGUCGGAGGAUGACCACUCAGCAGCGAGGAACAUCGCCGUGGCAGGCAUGGCAGCCCUGCUCUUUGCUGGGCACCCACAGAUGGCUUUGGCUAAGGAUGCACCUCUUCAAGGCCAAGGAGAUCUGCUGACGGAGCUUCUGGAGAAGAAUGGAGGGAAAGGGGUGAAGGUGCUUAAGGCACCUAAAAAGAGCGAGGCAGUGGCGCCCAAAGAGGUUUUCAAAUCACUGAUCAAGGAGGCUCCCAAACCGGCCCCAGUCAAGGCCGCUGCCACGGCCGUGAAGAAGAUCACCCCUGCACCAGCAAAGAAGGUGGACCCUGUUUCUGCGGUCUCGGAGAAGCUCAAGUUCUCGGAGCCUGUGAAGACUGGCACAACAGGCAUCCUGCCCAAGGGCUUUGAGGAGUCCGCCCUGCCGCUGCCCAAGGCGCUGCAGAAGGCCGGCUCCGCUGCGGCCGGCGCCGCUAAGUCAGCGGCUAGCAGCGUCCAGUCAGCCGCCAAGGCCGUCACUUCAGCCGCGCCUGCGCCCGCGCCUAAAGAGGCCGUGAAGAAGGCCUUUGUGAACCCGCUCCUGCAGAAGCGGCAGAGUGCGCCGGCCGCGCCGGUCGAGGCAGUGAAGCAGGCCCUGCCAAACUUCUUCGCCCAGAAGAAGGAGGCCCCUGCGGCCAAGCCGCUUGAGGCAGCUAAGAAGGCCUUCGUUAACCCGCUGCUGCAGAAACGGGAGGCCGCUGCUGCGCCCAAGAAGGAGGAGGUCAAGAAUUUCAUCGCGCCUGCCGCUGCAGCUGCCAGUGCUGCCGCGGCGUCAGCAGGCGCGGCCAUUCAGAAGGCAGUCGAGCCGGCAGUGUCGAGCGCGCCGGCGGCACCGUCCUUGCCCAGCGUGUCACUGCCGAGCGUGUCCCUGCCUUCCUUUGGCGCCUCCACAUCGCAGGACACCACAGAGGCAUUGGGUGUGUUGGGAGCAGAGGUGGUGGGAGCGGCUAUUGCAUCUUCGAUUGUGGGGGGCAUCACAGCAAAGGUGCCAACCAAGAAGGAGUUGAAAGCUUGAAGGCUGAAGCGGAUGCACCAAAUGCCUUGAUAAAUGUGGAAAGAAUGCAAUUUUACAGCUGCAGCGCAUACAUUCAGGCACUUGCAGCACCAGGAUUUGAAAGAGUAACAUGAGAGCAAGUAUAUUUACCUAUCAAUUAAGACAUCAGUAUGCUUUAAAUUUACAGCAUGUGCUUCAACUGCAGUAUCGCUGCAGAUCUAUCACACCCAAGACUAUGUCUAGCAAGAGACAUCUGG
This is a messenger RNA of Coccomyxa subellipsoidea C-169, 1445 nucleotides long. RefSeq lists its product as hypothetical. The transcript has 8 exons. Lineage: Eukaryota; Viridiplantae; Chlorophyta; Trebouxiophyceae; Coccomyxaceae. The coding region runs from base 40 to 1209 and encodes 389 amino acids. The record is from RefSeq and is a predicted model, not a curated record.